This is a messenger RNA of Malurus melanocephalus (red-backed fairy wren), 2935 nucleotides long. Its product is annotated as arylamine N-acetyltransferase, pineal gland isozyme NAT-10. Lineage: Eukaryota; Metazoa; Chordata; Aves; Passeriformes; Maluridae. Gene Ontology annotation, molecular function: acetyltransferase activity. The record is from RefSeq and is a predicted model, not a curated record. The coding region runs from base 71 to 943 and encodes 290 amino acids. The transcript is spliced from 2 exons.
CUGUCCCUGWAAUAAACCACCCAGAAACUGAAUACCUCAAUAAAUAAAAAGGAAUCUCCUAAGAGGUGAGAUGAACCUUGAAGAGUAUUUUGCAAGAACUGGCUAUAAAGGCUCCACUGAAAAACAAGACUUGGAAACCUUAACCGAUAUAUUCCAGCACCACAUCCGUGCCGUUCCCUUCGAAAACCUCAGCAUCCACUGCGGGGAGAAAAUUACUCUGGAGCUGGAGCAUGUUUACAACAAGAUCGUGAGGAGGAAGCGGGGUGGCUGGUGCAUGGAGAACAACCAGCUGCUGGGCUGGGUGCUGAAAUGCCUGGGCUAYGACACCAGCUUCCUGGGAGCCUACGUGUUCAACCCCCACCAGAACGCCUAUGCCACCCUYAUGACCCACCUGGUGGUCAAGGUGGUCAUUGAUGGCCAAGCCUAYGUGGUGGAUGGAGGCUUUGGGGUGUCCUACCAGAUGUGGCAGCCCAUGGAGCUCGUGUCAGGGAAAGASCAGCCCCAGGCUCCCGGCGUCUUCCGCUUCACGGAAAAGAACGGUGUCUGGUACCUGGAGAAAAUGAGACGGAAACAGUACAUCCCCAACCAGAGCUUCCUCAACUCUGACCUGCUGGAGAAAAAGGAGUGUCGGAAAGUUUAUAUGUUCAGCCUGGAGCCACGGACAGUGGAAGAUUUCCGUUUCCAGUGCACGUACCUGCAGACCUCUCCGGAUUCCCUCUUCACAAAGAAGUCCAUCUGCACCCUCCAGACCACGGAUGGAUUCCGAGCACUGAUUGGGUGGACGCUCACUGAGACCACGUACAACUACAAGGAAAACAUGGAUCUGGUGGAAUUUGUAACUCUUGAAGAUGAAGAGGUGGAAAAAACCCUCAAAGAGAAAUUCAACAUCACCCUAGAGAGAAAACUUGUCCCCAUUAAUGUUAAAGGAUCUUACACAAUCUAGAUGAGCAAUGCUACGUGUGUACAGCACUUUCCAUUGUCUGUGCAAUCCUCUACUGCAAUGUUAUGGGGUUCUUUUGCAGGUGACUGAAGGAUAUAUACAUUAAUAUGAGAUUAAAGUGAAUUUCACUUUGGGAAAAAUCACGAAUUUAAGACUCUUGAGUCAGUUAAGUAAAAUUAUUUGCUGUGAGAUGACUGCCGUUCAAUUUUUGGCACAAAUGUAGGAUUUGAUUUGAAUCUGGUUAUAAGAAAUACGUCUGGGGAAUUUUGGACUGCCUGUAGCACAUAAAUAGGAGUAUGGAUUAUUAAUUGUGAUAUGCUGCCAACACAUUUUCAAAGGUUAUUACAGGGAGACAAGUCAUCUGUGGGCAUUUAGACAAUGAAGUACACAUUUAAAACUUCAUUUUUCACAAGAUCCAGCCACUCACAGCUCAUCUCAUUCCUCUACCCUUAAYAUAAGUGAAACUAUGUCAUCUUGGAAAAGAGCAUUAGGAGGCAUAAUUCUUUCACCAUCAUCCUUAGACAAACCAUAGUACAAAAUGAAAAUUAUCAUCAUGUGCAUCCCUCUGGCCAUUACUGCAGAAAACUGCCCCAAGUAAUUUUUGGUAUGUACCUAUUCUUCUGGUGAUGAAAAUUCUAUAUAUUGCAGUGUUAUUGUGGCUGAUGGGCUCUGAGGAGAUAACUGCUAAGCUUUGUUUCUGAGAUGCAAUCAUCCUCUAAACUGUGACUGGUGCUUAAAUGUCACAGCUGGCUUAGAUUUACUUUUGUCCCAAAAKGGAUGGUAAUUCUGUAUUUUUAGCAUUGCAUUAUAUUCUUGUAUGAAGCUAACCCUAAUGUACCCUUAAUUCUGUCCUCUUUGUGGACAGCAAACAUGAGGGUCCACAUGGCUGUCCCAAAUGGGRACACUUAGCACAGAAGCUUUAAUGUCAUUACUGUUUGUUCAUCUUUAUCAAAGAAAAAACAGCCCAGGGAGCCAGCCAAAUCUAAAGGAAACCUUUUCUUUUAUUUCACAAUCACAUUUCCCCAUUUUUUAAAAAACACUGUUCCUCCUACCAUGCUUCUCUGCAAAAAGCUCAACCAAGGAAACCACUAAGAAAGGGGAAACAUUCUUAAAUGCAGCAAAAAAUAGCAGGAACACUGAAAAACACUCUUUCUCCCUGGUCUGUGAUCAGCCUGAGUAUUGGUCAAAUGGUGAUUCCUCCCACUGAUAGUGUAUUUUUGCUCAAAGACAUCAUCUGUUAAUUAAUCUCACAAAUGGUCUAACUGUAUACCUGAAAAUAAAUAAAAGGAAAAUAUUAUGAUAUUUUGAGUUGUUUUAGGUACAGCUGCCCCCAGCUGCACUGCACUCCCCAUCUGCCAAAUGAGGGCUGUUCCCUCGUGCUACUGAUCUGCUGGCCAACCCUUCCCACCUCAGACUUCUUAGGAUCAUAGGAUCUUCGAGGCUGGAAAAGCCCUUUAAGAUCAUGGAGUUCAACAAUCAACCCAGCACCAUGCUCACCAUGACACCAUGUCCCCAAGUGCCACUUCCAGGGAUGGUGACUCCACCACUUCCCUUGGCAGUCUUCCAAUCCUUAACAACCCUGCAGAAAAAACAUUCCUAAUAUCUAAUCUAAACCUUCUCUGGCAUAAUUGGGGGCCAUUUCCUUUCGUCCAGUCACUUGUUAGCUAUUCCUUGUUACCUGUUUACUGUCACUUCUUGAACUGAACAGGCCACUAUUGAACAAAUGCGAGAGUGGGGUUGGAGAUGGYGAGUUCCUACAGGUACCUGGAUGAAGAGCUCGUAGGCUGAGGCAGAUGACCACUGAAGAGGAGGCUCAGGAGUCAUCUCUGCUGGGCCUGGCAGCCACUAGCUCUGGGCUGGUCAUGGUGUGUGCCAGCUCUUUGUGUGACUGGCCCUGGUGGCAGCUCRUGACCUGGGUGCACAGAGUUGCACAGGGAUGUGGAACUGAGAGCCAAGCAAGAGGUGACAGGGGACACACAAAGAUCCUACUGAGGU